AUGGCCGCCUCCAAGUCGGACAUUCCCAAGAUUCGGGCCUUUCAGCGUAAUGGACGCUGGUACGCGGAGGACAACAGGCGUCUAUGGGCCUUCAAGGAGGCUGGUGACGUCGCUAAGGACGAGGUGCUGGCCGCUAGGUCCGGCCGCGGCUGUGAAGCCAAAGCCGCGCCGGCGCCUUCCUUGCCUCGCCUUGCGCCCGCGCGAUCCGUCGACUGCGCCGCCGAUCCGCGCCGUCGAUCGGCGCGGAGUUCGCGCCCAUGCGACGCCAUGCUGGCGCUGCUUUUCUUCGCCGUGACACGGCCGGCGCUGGCCUGGACACGACUCACCGUGGUGCAUAGCGAGAAAUGCGAGGAGUCUGGCUGCCAGGUGGCGGCCAAAUGCCCUGAGAAGACCUGGCCGGUGGCUUGUGAGAGCGAGCCCAGAGGCCAUGCUUGGUUCAACCAGGGCUCAUGCACGGCGUCGGCGCGCUUGGACAUAGAGAUCAGGGCGAAGGUGGCUUGCACCAGUAUGUUCGAGACCUUCACCGUUUCAGGCCCCACGGCGCGGUGUCCCGCGGGUUCGCAGCUCCAGCGCUGCUUCUGCCAGGCCUGCCUGGGCGCUGCGCAGCCGCUGCAAGAGGGUCCCGCCUGCAGCGUGCGCGCCGCGCCCCAGGCGGAGGAAGAUCCUGCACGACUCGCCCAAGCUUUGUGCCUGAGGGGCGAUAGCCAUUGGCUUCUGCAGAAUUCCAAGAGCCUGGGCUUUGUGAAGUACUGCGGCUGGGUGCCAUACCUUCGGCCCAUGAACACGCCGGAGCUCGACUACAGGUUCGAGCAGCAGAUGCAGAGGGUCACGGAUGCCGUGAAGCACUUCAUGCAGGAGAUGUCGGAGCACCAGCGUGCAGAUGCAGCACGGUACCUGCGACGUGCCUUCUCCAUCAUGAGCUUGGAGAGCUGCAGCGUGCGGGCGCCAACUUGGGUGGGCACGCUCAUGAAGGCCUUGCUGCGGUUUGUCUUGAGCGUCUCCAC
Messenger RNA from Effrenium voratum, 1004 nucleotides. The record is from the annotation of a GenBank genome assembly. Lineage: Eukaryota; Dinophyceae; Suessiales; Symbiodiniaceae.